CACUCAGGUUGUAUCGGGCAUGAUGGAAUUUGCCGUGGGGAAACCCAGUGAUGAUAGCGGAACCCGCCCGCGUGUGAAUUCCCAUGGCUCUGGCAGCUGCUUUAUAAGCAGGUGGAGAAGUGUUGAGGCUGGCAGCACAGGCAGGCAGCGAAGGAGCACUCACUGGAGCACAGCUGCUGCUUAGAAUGAAAAUGUCUGGUCUCCGCACCAAGAGUUUGAUUUUGGCUUCUCUGCUGGGGCUGCUGCUGCUGUGCAGUACCUCCCAGGCACAAAGCAACCAAGAUUGCUGUCUGUCUUACACCAAAGCCCGUCUGCCUCGGAAGGUCAUUAAGGGCUUUAGUGAACAGCUCUCUGGUGAAGUCUGCGAUAUUGAUGCCAUCAUUUUCCACACCAACAGGGGACUGAAAGCCUGCGUAAAUCCUAAGGAAGACUGGGUGAAGAAGCAUCUUCUUUUCCUGAGCCAGAAGCUCAAGAAGAUGUCAAUGUGAUACAGUUUCCAGCAGGGAACUAAACGCAGACGUGGCUGAAGAACCACUCGGUUCAACCUCUUGGUUGAGGUUGUCAUGUUGUACACUGUUGUGUGCUUACUCACUGCUAUCUCUGGCUUCUUUGGAACCGUUGAACUUCUGGAGUUGAUUCAUAUUGCAUCGCUGUUUUGCUUGAAUUAAGCAUUUUGUUGAAGUUUCUAGGUUUACUAAUAUGACACGAGUACUAUUUAGUAAAAACUUCAUUAAGCUAUUGUACAGAGCAUGAACUGUAUUAGGCUUAUUGCAUAGUACUAUUGUGUUGCUCGGCAUUUGUAAAUCUUUGUAAAGGUUAUUUAUUCUGUUUAUUUUUUUACUUCUUGGCACUAUCUUGUGCCAGAAUUUUCCUUUUAACUGGAGUUAGCAUUAUAAUAAUUUUUAGGCUAUUGUUUGAAAAAGUUCUUGUGGGAAAAAUAAAAUGGAAACUGGAGCUAAAAAUAAAUGUUAAAAACUGCA
Molecule: messenger RNA, 980 nt
Organism: Phasianus colchicus (ring-necked pheasant)
Lineage: Eukaryota; Metazoa; Chordata; Aves; Galliformes; Phasianidae
Gene: CCL20
Product: C-C motif chemokine ligand 20
Biological process (GO): immune response
Cellular component (GO): extracellular region
Molecular function (GO): chemokine activity
Source: RefSeq, a predicted model, not a curated record